Capsaspora owczarzaki ATCC 30864 is the source of this 923-nucleotide messenger RNA. RefSeq names its product 26S proteasome non-ATPase regulatory subunit. Gene Ontology annotation, cellular component: cytoplasm; nucleus. NCBI's taxonomy places the organism in Eukaryota, Filasterea, Ministeriida, Capsasporidae. Gene Ontology annotation, molecular function: protein binding. Bases 61 to 741 code for a protein of 226 amino acids. The record is from RefSeq and is a predicted model, not a curated record. Gene Ontology annotation, biological process: proteasome regulatory particle assembly. The transcript has 3 exons.
CAUCAGUCCAGCAUUUUAGCAUUGCAUUGUUUCUCGAAACCUUUGACGAGAACUCGACCGAUGACGACUGCGGCCGACCUGACUGAGGAAGCGCGCCGCAUUGCCCGCGACAAGGCGCGCAUGGAGGCCGACCUGGCCGCGCUGCUGAGUGCGCUGUCGAGCCACGGUGCGGACAUGGCGUCGCCGCUCGUGGACAGCGACGGGUUUCCGCGCAAUGACAUUGACGUCCACGCAGUGAGGUCGCUCCGGAACCAAGUCGUCGUCCUCCGCAACGACCUGCGCGCAAUCAUGAAGCAAGCAGAGGUCGCUCUGCAGGCACUGCACGCGUCAAAGCGAUCCCAAGGUGCUGCUGCUGCUGCCCCGGCUCCAGCUCAGUCCGCUCCAGCUCCAAGUACAAGCACAUUGAGCGACGCAAUGACCGGUCUGACCGUCGCCCGCCAAGUCUCUGUGCCCGCCGAUGCAGACGCCGCGCUGCUGCCAUUUGCAAGAGUCGAUCAAGUGGCGCCGUCGUCGCCAGCGAGCGCUGCAGGGCUCGUGAUUGGCGAUUUGCUGCUGCAGCUUGGCUCCAUCCGCCGUCAUAACUUUACCAAUCUUGCAUCGGUGGGCGAGGUUGUGCGUGCGAGCGAGAAUGCUCCAGUCGACGUGUUGGUCGAUCGACACAGCCAACUCCUUGCGCUCACAUUGACACCACGGCGGUGGUCUGGCCAAGGUCUGCUCGGAUGCCGGAUAGUCCCAUUGUAACUUUUGGUAGACCUGCCGAUCGAUGGGAUGCACCUUAUUUUCGAUUACUGUACAUUAUUUGCAUGGAGAUGUGGCCGCUCUGAAUAUACAAGCUGUCUGUGCGCCACAACAAAGUACUAUUCCUCUCAGGUCUGUCCCUCACGACACAAUCAACAACUGCAUCCACGUUGAAUCUAUCGGCA